CCUCGAAAACCUCCCGCGCAGUUUCUCCGGCAACUCGGCCAAAGAACUCCAGAUGGCUGCCCAGGACAACUCCCCGCGCGUCUUCAAGGCUGCCUCACUGACCCAAGAGGAGUGCGACAUCCUCAACGCCGCGUACGAUGUUCGCCUCAAGCAGCCCACAAGCUACUGGAACAACAAAACAUUCAUCGAUGUCCUCUACGCAGGCUUCCAGCGGCAUACCGAAGAGGGCGAGCGGCGGCCCGCGGGCACAUAUGAACAUUGGUCGGACCUGAAAGAGGCCUUCGAGCAGAUCUGCACCAUGUACUCCUUGGGCGAAGACUUCUACUGCAACUGGAUCGAUUUCAAGCUGAAGAGCGCAUAUUCCACCCAGGACCGCCACGCUCUCAUGGAAUUCUGCAAAACCCAAGCUCUCAAGGACGAACCGUGCAGUGUGAAGGUGUGGAUGAAGUUUGGUGGCAUGCUGUACGACUGGUACUUGGCUGCCAACAACCUCACCGAGGAAGGAAGCGAUUGGAGUCCGCAAGAGCAGCUAGAUGGGAAAAACAUCUUCACUUGGGCCGAGGUUCAGCUGGCAUGGGAACAGGCCGUAGCCGCCACUUGGGCUCAAUUGAAAGAUUGCCAUCUUGUCUUCAACCGAUGGGUCGAGAUUCAGGAAGCCAAGUACCGAGCAACCCUAGACAUCAGCAUGUCCCUGAGCAUUCUGGAACAACAUGAGCAUCGCCUGAAACGCGCUCAUGAAAAAUGGGUCGACACCCGCGAUUCAUAUCAGUCGUGGGUCUCCGAGGUGUAUGCCAACGAUCCGCAGAAUUACGAAGAAAAGAUGGAGAGCGUUCACAGCAAUGACGGCGUUUAUGCACGGGCUCGAAAUGCCUACAAAUAUCGGCAGACUUGGGAGAGGCAGAUCGAGGCCAAGAUGCAGGAGUAUGGCGGCGUAGCGAGCAAAGACGAGUACGAUCUUUACGUUGCGUAUCUUCGCCACGAAAUGAGGAAGGAGGGUGUUUUCAGUCUCGAUACCAUCACAGCACUCUUCGACCGAGCCGUGCUCCGAUUCCCAUACCAAGAUCCCCUUUGGCUAGAAUAUGUGGAGUAUCUCAUCAAGAAGAACCAGUCGCCUCGGAUCGAACAGGUCUUACAGCAAGCGGUCCGGCACGCUCCCUGGUGUGGUGCGCUAUGGGCCCACAAGAUUCUCCACCUAGAGAUCGCCGGCCUCCAACGUGCUGCUAUCGAGGAUGUGAAGAACCAGGCUCUCAAGACCGGACUUCUUGACGUUGGUGAUAUGGAAGACCUUAUACAGCUGUUCAUUGCCUUCUGUGGAUUCCUCCGUCGCGCGGCGUUCAACAACAACACUACCAUCACCUACAACGCUUCUGCCGCCCAUGCCGAAGAGCCGGUCGACGAGGCUGAGCUUGCCAUCAUCUCCGCGAUGGAGCACGUCAAUGAAGUCGGAAUCAAACAACACGCCGGAUCCGAUCGAACAUACCCAGGCGACCCCCAAUUCCGACUCGAGAAGAUCAAGAUCAAGCUCCUGACCCAGCAAGGCCGCCUUGACGACGCACGCAAGGCCUGGAAUGAGAUAAAAUCAAAACAUCUCGGCCAGCUCGACUUCUGGUCUCGCUGGUACACCUGGGAAUUGGUUAUGUGGCCUGUCCCCACCGGUCCCAGCUUCGGGAUCCUAUCAAACCAGCCUCUGGGAGCCACCGCCGUUCUCGAGGAGGCCUUGGACGAGUUGGACACGAUUGACUACCCCGAGGAGGCAAUCCGUAUGUAUCGCCAGCAUUGCGAGCAACACGAGAACGCUUCCGUCGUCCAGCGCGCCAUGAUCAUCACCCGCAACGCCACCACAAAGGUCGCUGAGCGUCGGGCUCGCGAAGCAGCUGCCUACGCACAAGCACCAAUACCGACCGAGAAAGUGGCUCCUACUCAAACCCAACAUCCGGACGCCAUGCCAGAUGCCCCCAUAGAAUCCACCGCCACAUCCGCUAACUCACGCGAGAAGCGAAAACGCACCCCCUCGCCCGCUCCCGCAAACGCAGAAGAGGGCCCCAAGAAACCCAAAUCCAACCACACCGAAUUCCUAAACCGCCACGCAGACAAAGAAUACGAAAAGCAACAAUCGCGCCAAGCGCUUGAAGAAGGCCGGCAGGUGUUUGUCCGCGGCAUCCCCUUCAAGGGCUUCGAGCCGCCUGACCUCGCCGCGUUCCUGGGCCUGCCCGAGGAGAACGUCAACCACACGGGCAUCGGGCACGCCAGGGCGUAUUGCUUCGGCACCUAUGGCACUCCUGAAGCCGCCAACGCCGCCGUCGCCCGCCUGAACGGCACCGAGUUCUGCGGCCGCAUGCUCGAGCUCAAGAUCGCGACGCCGAAGGGAAGGGAGGACGCCGCGCAGCACCAUAGCUUAAAGCGCAGUUUGGGGAAUCGGGGCCGCGCGAAGCGGAUUGAGGCGCGGAGGGGCCGCAUUGGACUGUGAAUACGUGCGUGUGUGUGUGUGUGUGUCUAUUAUCGAGGUAUAUCUUCUGAACACAGAGGCUAGUAGGUUGCAUAACUCUGGCUCGGGGGCUUUUCUGGGUAGGGUAUGGUAGGGUAAGGGUAAGGGUAAGGUAAGGUAAUCGGCGGGACCGGGGGGGGCAGCAUCUGUGUGUGUUAACUUUAGCGUGGAGUUUCGGGACACCUUGUAGCUUUAAUUACGGCUGCUGCAUACUGAGGGGCGCGGAUAUGGGCCCCGGGGCGCGGGGGGGGAGGAGGAAAAUGGGAAGAAAGAAAAAAAUUUAGCUACCUUUUCCUGUCGAAAAUACUGCGAGAGGUGCGUGAUGGGGGUUGGGUGAUUGUGCUGAUGGAGUGGGAGAAGCGUGGGGGAGUGCGCGGAGAAGAGAGAGAGAGAGAGAGAGAGAGAAGGUACGUGAUGUGAU
Mytilinidion resinicola is the source of this 2906-nucleotide messenger RNA. RefSeq lists its product as uncharacterized. The transcript has 2 exons. Gene Ontology annotation, molecular function: RNA binding; protein binding. The record is from RefSeq and is a predicted model, not a curated record. NCBI's taxonomy places the organism in Eukaryota, Fungi, Ascomycota, Dothideomycetes, Mytilinidiales, Mytilinidiaceae. Gene Ontology annotation, biological process: RNA processing. The coding region runs from base 53 to 2467 and encodes 804 amino acids.